AUGGCAAAUCCACAACAGCCACACGUUUUCGAGUUGAAACACCUGAAACACCAAAGAACUGUCAAGCGAAGAAGAAAAACAACAAACCCUGAUCGUUAUCCAGUAGAAGCCGCGAAAGGAGUUGUGUUCCAAACAAUCAAGAGUCGCACACGGCAGCGCCCCCGCUGUAACUACCCCUGGCUGCGAAUCGUGUCAUCCUCGCAGGGAACAUGGCAAUCGACUGGUGCCUCCGUCCCGCCACGGCGGCAUCCGCUUGCGGCAAGUCCUUUGACUGGAGGGCAUCCCGGCCGCCAAGCAGCUAAACAGCCAAAGAAGCGCCCAGGGGAGUCGUCGGCUGUUUCCGAUCAGGGUGGUGGGAUCCGUUUCCUGGUUUCUCAUAAGCUGGAUUCAAUCCUGGAACAACAUGGGCUUGUUUCCCUGGUGGGUCGUCGCGCGCUGAAGGUCACCGCCGCUAGGUUACAGGGUGCUUUUUAUUUUUACUCAGCUUCUUCAGAAGGCGACUUGAGAGUCGCCUUCUGA
Molecule: messenger RNA, 519 nt
Organism: Histoplasma capsulatum G186AR
Lineage: Eukaryota; Fungi; Ascomycota; Eurotiomycetes; Onygenales; Ajellomycetaceae
Exons: 2
Coding region: 1-519 (172 amino acids)
Source: RefSeq, a predicted model, not a curated record